Molecule: messenger RNA, 345 nt
Organism: Erigeron canadensis
Lineage: Eukaryota; Viridiplantae; Streptophyta; Magnoliopsida; Asterales; Asteraceae
Product: pre-mRNA-splicing factor cwc2-like
Exons: 1
Coding region: 1-345 (114 amino acids)
Source: RefSeq, a predicted model, not a curated record
AUGUACUAUCAAACCAUUACAGGGCUUAAACAUGCCAUCUCAAUUGAACAACAACAUCAGGAAGCAAGUCUUCAACAAGAAUCCCCUAACGAUCCAACUCAACAUUCUAAUUUACAAGAUCAUGAAUCACAAGCCGAAUCAGAUGAAGAUAACUCUGAGGAUUCUGAAGAUGAUGACGGAUCUUCGUUUGAUAAUGAUAAACAGACACCCUCAGAGAAAAAAGCAGCUAGAAAAGAGAAUAAGAAGAAAGUAAAAGAAGAGAAAAGAGAAGCUCGGAAGACUAAAGUGCCGAAAGCUGUGAAGAAGAAGAAGAAGAAGUUGGCGAAAGCAAAGAAGACUCGUUAG